AUGGAGGAUAUUGCAUUUGAACAUUUUGACCCUGAAUUUGAGUUGGGCAAUUUAGACAUAAACGGAAAACCAAUCAAACCCCGUAAAAAGCCAGGUCGAAAGCCCAACCCACCUUCUCCUGCACAACGAAAGGCUCAAAACAGAGCUGCGCAACGAGCUUUUCGUGAACGUAAAAGGCGUGAAAUGCAUGAUGCAGAGACAAAUAUCAAGAAAUGUUUACAGAUGCGCGAUCAAGCUUUGAAGGAAGCCAAAUCACUUCAACUCAAAGUGGACGAAUUGCGCUAUGAAAAUAACUUUUUGAAAGGCCAGUUAUUAACCUUUAAAAUCACUUGCAUUGCAAAUAGAGUGGAUGUACCAAAGUUUUGGGAUACAGGAAAAAGGGAUAAAAUGGGCUCAGAUGAAACAACGUUCUCACGAACCAAAGAUAUUCCGCAACCUUUGGAAUUUUUUUGGAUAACAAAAAAUGUAUUCUUACAAUACUCCUCACCACCACCAGAAACACCUCAACCCUUUAAUUCAACUGCAUCAACAACAUCAAGUGACAAUACUUUUAGUUCAGGUUUAGAGACAUUUUUAUCUUCUCCCCUCUCUAGCUCUUUACCUCCAGAUUUCUCCUUCGAUGACAUACCCAAUCUUAUUCAAUCGGCUACUCAUUUGGAUUUAGAUCCUACAUUAAUGCAAUAUCUAUUACAGCCUGACACAGUAACAGACUUUAUUAAUCAAAUGAAGGAUGUACCACCUGAGCUUUGGUUGAGUCAGGUUCCACCAGAGCUAGUGGCUCUUGUCCCUCCAGAAAUUCGAUCUUAUUUAUCACAACCUCCUCCAGAGUUACACAGUAACGUAAGCCAAGAUUCUAUGGAAUAUGCAACAUCUUCCCCUCAACCAUCAACUCCACCACCUUCAGUCCCUAGCAACUUCCAGCCAAAGAUUCCAGUCGAAGGUGAUUUCUGGAUGGAUAUCAAGGAUACAAAUUCGUCGCCAACCAAUAAGGUUUAUGUAGCUGGUCCUAUAUCUCCCUUGGAUGCCGUAAAUCAAAUGAGGACAAUGAGAGACCAAAAUGACAAUCGCUAUCUCUUAACACCAACUGAAUUACAACGUAAAGUGCCACAUGAUCCAAGAAUCGAUCUGAUCCCUGGACCUACCAUGCGUGACUACAUGAUUCUUUUCCAAGAUUUUUAUGAUGCCAAUGAACUAUUCAACACAUUAAUUUCAACAGCCAUGUUUAUUGGAGGCGAGUUAGGAAAUCCAGAUUGUUGGUUUGUGCCGCCCAACUUCAUUCGAAAAUACUGGUUUUUGUGUCCUAAUCAUCGACCUACCCGGCUGGACAACUCGGUUGAAUUGGCAGUCUUUUUCGGCCAAAAGUUCUUAGACUCAUUGAAACGUAGAAAAGAGAUGUAUAUCAUGCGAGAUGAAUAUGUGGAUCAUUUCCUUGAACCCACCCUAGAUGAUGUAGGUAGAGCUUAUGAUGAGAUGGAGGAUGAUGAACAUUUAGGUAGAGUAUUUUUUUACAAGUAUUUACUACUCAUUGAUAACAUCAACAAAGAAAUUCCUAGGAUUAUUUCUCCUAAUCCUUUUACAGUUUAA
Molecule: messenger RNA, 1584 nt
Organism: Mucor mucedo
Lineage: Eukaryota; Fungi; Mucoromycota; Mucoromycetes; Mucorales; Mucoraceae
Exons: 5
Coding region: 1-1584 (527 amino acids)
Biological process (GO): regulation of DNA-templated transcription
Molecular function (GO): DNA-binding transcription factor activity
Source: RefSeq, a predicted model, not a curated record